CAGAAACGCACUCACUCAAUGACCUCACAUCCUGCUUGAUGUCAAUAAAUAGCGCGUGGGAAUCAUGGGAAACAUUUUUAAACAACUCCAAAAGUCACAGUGCCCUCUUGUGGUCAGAAACGAACACUUUGCUAAUACUUGAAGUGCAUGUCGAAUAUCUUGUAUUUUUCAUAUUUUUUAUGUAUUUAUGUACAUUUAUAACGCACUAAUUAGCUGUAUUUACUUUAAGUUAAAUGUACAGGAUAUAAAUUCAUACUGAAAUUUCUCAAUAUAGUUGUUAACUUGUAAAAACACCUCAUAUUAAGCUUUACUUCACUUGCAAAACUUAUUUUUGUAUUAAAAUCGUAUUUCUGUAUUUACAGCUUACAAAAAAGACACAGACACAACUACAGUAGUCAACAUUGAAGUAGUCCAAAACCAUUCAUCAAAAGCGUCUUAAUCCUACUUUUUGUUUUAGGACCAUUUUUGAUCCACUUCAAAUGUUGACUUGGCUACUAUGAGUACUAGAUCAAGAGUUGAGGCUGAUGUUUCCAAAGGAAGGAAGAGAGUUAAAAUCAGCUCUGAUGUCUACGGUAAUUAGUUAAUCUGGCAUCCUGCGUGCCUCGUAUAGGUGCAGGUUAAUCUGGAAGGGCGUAAUGAGCUUGAACGCACUGUCUGCAUCAAGCGUCACUGAACAUAAACAGGGCAGCACACUGACUGAAGGCCACAGUCUCGACACCGGGCGCACAAUGCUGGACCUGAGCACAACGAAGAAACAAUCAUCUGUGUGCAUUGAGCGACCUGGAUUCAGACAUCACAAAAAGGAGAGUUAUGUGUGUCAUUCACCGCUGUCCCAGCACAGCUCAGACAGUGGAGAUGAGUGUAUUCAGUUCCGGAAACUGAAUGGCUCACCUGGUGACUGUCCCAGUCGCCAAAGUCUGCACAAGGAGCUUCUGCUCACUCAUAAGAGAGGCCUAUUGUUGGAGGAGAAACCAGAAUUGCAGCGUGUGUUACAGCAGAGGAGACUUGACCUGCACAGAGAGCAGGAACUUGCCCUCCAACCUCCUUCAGACCUAGAACAGGAGCUUCGCAAGAGACAGCAGAAAAUGCAGGAGUAUGAGAUGGAGGAACAGAGGCGUCUUGAGGAUGAGAAAAAUGUCCCAGAAUUUGUACGAGUGAAAGAGAAUCUGCGCCGCAUACAGUUGGCCGAAAGCAACUGAUGGAUCUGUGGAGAGAAAAAAAAAUGCCUUGGAAUUUUUAUGUAUGUUUUCAUAUUAAAAUAAUAGGAUGUUUUGAUUGUUGGGAAGUGUCAAAUGGCUGUGUUUAGUAAUGAGGCACUGUAUUUAUUGUUACAAUAAAAUACUGUAUAUUUGAGUCAAAUUAAA
Molecule: messenger RNA, 1364 nt
Organism: Danio rerio (zebrafish)
Lineage: Eukaryota; Metazoa; Chordata; Actinopteri; Cypriniformes; Danionidae
Source: RefSeq, a predicted model, not a curated record